AUGUACAAAAGCGCCAUUCGCGCGGCGCCCCGGCGUAUCCUGCCGUCCCGAUCCCUCCUGAAUUCCAGCCCUGCCAGAAGAUUCCUUAGCACAGCACCGCCGGCGGAGAAGAAGAGAGGCUGGACGAGCAGCGCUGUGAGAUGGGGCUUGGCUAUUGCGGGCGUCUACUACUACAACACAAGUAGCGUAUUCGCAGAACAACCAGAAGCGGCCAUCCACCAACUCGACGACUCAUUACACGCGGUUCAAGAAUCCGAUCAGCCGACCAUAGAUGCGAUCGUGGAGGAGAAACGACGAAGACGCGAACAGCAAGCCGCCGAGGAACAACAGAAAGAGCAGCUGGCCAAGGCAGCGCUGGCCGAGGAGGAACAAGGCCAGGAGGGCGAGCAGGAGGGCGGUAUGGAUGGGUUAGAAGAUGAGGCCAGUUCACAAGGCGCGUUUAACCCGGAGACUGGGGAGAUCAACUGGGAUUGUCCAUGUUUAGGAGGCAUGGCGCAUGGCCCUUGCGGCGAGGAGUUCAAGGCUGCGUUCAGUUGCUUUGUGUACUCGAACGAGGAGCCCAAGGGUGUGGAGUGCAUAGAGAAGUUCAAGGGUAUGCAAGAUUGCUUCCGCCAGCAUCCCGACAUGUACGGCUCCGAGUUAGAAGACGACGAGGAUGAGGUUGAGGAAGAGCUCCAUGCCAGAGAAAACGCUCAAGCUUCUGAAGAGGCAAAGGAGGCAGCGCCUGCCGAGCGGUCAAUCCCAGCUGUACAGAAAGAAUUACACCGCGACAGUGAACACACCGAGCCAGGAGAUGCGCAAAAGAUCGGCGACGAGGGUGGGGAACUGGUUCCAAAGGCAACACACGAUGCUACAUCAUCGAACAAGAAUUGA
Molecule: messenger RNA, 873 nt
Organism: Amorphotheca resinae ATCC 22711
Lineage: Eukaryota; Fungi; Ascomycota; Leotiomycetes; Helotiales; Amorphothecaceae
Exons: 3
Coding region: 1-873 (290 amino acids)
Biological process (GO): protein import into mitochondrial intermembrane space
Cellular component (GO): mitochondrial intermembrane space
Molecular function (GO): protein-disulfide reductase activity
Source: RefSeq, a predicted model, not a curated record